GUUUACGAAAGAGCUAAAUCAAUGUCAGUGAGCGUUGUCGGUUUGAUAUUGGCCAAAACCGUUUUAAACAGCUGCUACAUGUUUGUGAUAUCACAACCCCUCACUCUGAAAUGAUAAAAAGAAGAUGUUUGAGAUACCUGACGACGAUGACAACUUUUGGGAGAAUCUUCCUAUAGAGGACAUCACAAACACAAGUUCAGCAGAGGUAUGUGCUACUGUGACUAAUCUUACAACAGUAACAGGCCAGGGACAGAAGCGACAGCUUGAAUGCGACAAAGGUGUAUUGCGUCCAGAACCUUGUUCAACUUCAAGUAAGAGACUGAGAAUUAACGCUUUAACAGAAAAUGACAACCAUUUCAUGUCAAGGUCAAUUCAGGAGCAGUCACAAAGCUCAAUGCGCAAUGCUCAGUCCGAUAUUGACAAUCGUGGGCUGUGUUAUGGUGUCAAUGGCACAUACAGGACUGACUGUAACAGUAAUAAUACAUCAAGCAAAGAACAGAGUCUGAAUGUAAAGAACAAAGUGCUCAAUAGAAAUGCCCUGCUUGAAACAAGGUCUGGCAUCAUCUCACAACAAGCAGUGUCUGAUCAAGGAGUAGCUGUUGUUAGGAAUGACAGUUCGACAAGUUCGGCCUACCUUUCUAACCAUGUAUCACAGCAAGGAGAUCUUCGUGUGGAACCAGUAAGACAGAAGAGGAGUGAAACUACAACACCCAAGCAGCGACACAAAAGAAAGUUCCCCGGCCCUGCUGGCUUGUUGCCGAAGCUGAGUCCAGGACAGAGUAUUGCAAAUGUGGUCCUCACCGGCGUCUCCAGGCAGAAUCCCACAGAGUCAAGGGAUGAUGGAGUGAUCCUGUCCUCCCAGUCUUCAGACGAUGUGUUCAGUGACCAGCCCUGGAGCUCUCUGGUCGACGACCUACACCAGGAGUCUCAGGACAUCCUCAACAAGUACUCCAUUGCAUCCAGCCUACAGAAGGCUGCUAAGAAGUUGCUCCCUGAAGGCAAGGUGGCUCUCAUGUUUGCAGUUCUAGAGAGUGUCGACAUCCAGGGUCUGGAUGCCAGCGUCACUCUCAAAGACAGGACAGGGAAGAUCUCUGGAACUGUUCACCGAGAAGUUGUCAAGGAGUUUGCUGCAGAUCUCCAGCCUGGCGUGGCACUGGUUCUCAGACAGAUAAGUGUUGUCAGCCCCACAAGCAGGACACAUUACCUGAACAUUACCCCCAAAAACAUCGUCCACCUGUAUCCUCACCGAGUAACUAGAUCAAACGAAGAGGUUUGUGAAUAUAGGGCAUGUCUGAAGGACGUCAUCCACACCGCUAACAUGCAGGCGCUGCAGCAACCAAGUACCCCUAACACGUCCAGGGUAUCGCCCGAACUGAACAAAACUGUUCCCAGAAUGCAAAGUAGCAGCUGGUCGACACCUCAACAGUCAAGCGGAUAUUCCACGGAAGGGGGGACAACUCCAUUCAGAACUCCUUUGCAAGCUAAUCCAGUGAGACAGACCACUCCCUCUAGACAAUCAUAUGCCUCGACUGGGAGUGUGAAUUACACAGCUGAUCCUGCUGUGAGAAGACAGUGUCAGGCUGCUAACAACAGCAUCGAUGGUUCUCCAAAUAAUCAGAUGACUCCUACAAGGAAAUUUUGUUUUAAGAAUGUUAGUAGCAGUGUUGCAGGUUCACCCGUCCUUGGAGCAAGUCCACAUUUAAGAGGAACAAAAGCUGCCGUUUGUGACAGUCAAAGGAAUUUCUCACAAGCUGGGUCUGUAACUUCUAACUGUAAGACUGCAGGCUCCGGCAACAGGGCAUCUUGUUCCGUGGUGAUGUCAAGUCAGACAACAAGCAAGGCCCAGUUGCCCAGUUUUGGAGGUAGCUCUGUGCCAUCUAACAUUGUGACAGCUCAGAGUUCUUCUGUUGGAGGGAGGAAGAGUGGUGGUUCGAAUGGAGUUAGCUCCCUUGGUGGUGUUGGAAGCCCUGGGAGUGGAGAUGCUGUCGGUGGUGAUGAGCUGUGGGGAGAUGACUUGAGUGAUGAACUUCUCUCCCAGCUGUCUGAGGAAAUGUUCUGAUCCUGACAUAAAGGAAGCACAGCCUAGCAGAUGAGGUCCUGUUGCUUUUCAGUCUGUAGACAGGGGACGUGGAUAUGCCAGUUCCUUGAUCGGUGUUGAUGCUAUAUACUCAAUGGCAAAAAAACCUGUGAUCAUCAUUUUUUGGAAGCAGUAAAUUAAUCAAUAUUUUGAUGAACCCAGGAUUUCUAUUUUCAAACAGAUAUAAUUAAACCCUGUGAUUGUGUUUUGUUCUCUAAAUGUUCUUGUGUAAAGUCUGUUUAUUAUUGUUUGUCGUGAAAGAUCUACAUGAGUUUGAAAGGUAACAAAAUCUGAGGUGUGACUCUCUUUUUAAACCUCAUUGACAUUUAAGCUGCACGUGUUUAGCGGUCUGUCAUGACCAGCAGUUUGUCGUGGCAAGAGGUCUGUCGUGACAAGUGUCUGUCGUGAUAAGCGGUCUGUCAUGACAGGUGGUCUGUUGUGACAAACUGUCAUGACAAGCUGUCUGUCCUGACAAGCUGUCUGUCAUGACAAGAGGUCUGUCGUGACAAGAGGUCUGUCAUGACAAGCUGUCUGUCGUGACAAGCGGUCUGUCGUGGCAAGAGGUCUGUCGUGACAAGAGGUCUCUCAUGACAAGCGGUCUGUCGUGGCAAGAGGUCUGUCGUGACAAGAGGUCUGUCAUGACAAGCGGUCUGUCAUGACAGGUGGUCUGUUGUGACAAACUGUCAUGACAAGCUGUCUGUCCUGACAAGCUGUCUGUCAUGACAAGCAGUCUGUCGUGGCAAGAGGUCUGUCGUGACAAGUGGUCUGUCAUGACAAGCGGUCUGUCGUGGCAAGAGGUCUGUCGUGACAAGAGGUCUGUCGUGACAAGAGGUCUGUCGUGACAAGAGGUCUGUCGUGACAAGCGGUCUGUCGUGACAAGCGGUCUGUCGUGACAAGAGGUCUGUCGUGACAAGAGGUCUAUCGUGACAAGAGGUCUGUCGUGACAAGAGGUCUAUCGUGACAAGAGGUCUGUCAUGACAAGCGGUCUGUCAUGACAGGUGGUCUGUUGUGACAAACUGUCAUGACAAGCUGUCUGUCCUGACAAGCGGUCUGAUGUGACAAGUGGUCUGUCAUGACAAGCGGUCUGUCAUGACAAGCGGUCUGUCAUGAUAAGCGGUCUGUCGUGGCAAGAGGUCUGUCGUGGCAAGAGGUCUGUCGUGACAAGAGGUCUGUCAUGACAAGCGGUCUGUCGUGGCAAGAGGUCUGUUGUGACAAGUGACGGAUAUAACAAACUGUUUUUUGGUCCUAUCCAUUUGCUGUAUAUAUGCUUACAACGAACUACAGUUACAACAAACUAACAAUAGUGGUCCCUUUGAGUUUGUUAGAACCAUGGUUUACUGUAUCAUGUAUGUAUCAAAUCUAAAUGAAGACAACAUUUGAUAUGUCUAUCUUAAUUAAAAAAGGAAUAUGACUGAACAAUUUUAUGUAUUUCCAGCAAGAAACUGCUGUUAUUAACACGGGCCUUUGUAAAAUGUUGGAAAUGUUUAUGUCCCAGCUGGGAACUAUCAAUAACAUAAUUACAGUCUGUCUGUCUGAGCGUGGCUUUUACACCAUCAGAUCCAUAAAUUCUGUCUACUUUGUCAUACGUCAACUUCUAAGUAAUGCCUAUUAAACAAUACAUCAGAUGUUGCUCCAAUAAUUAGAUCUUUACUUAGUUGAAGUAGUUUCUGACUACAGGUGAGGUUAGGUGAAAUAGGGUUUAACGUCACUUUCAAGAUUGUUGCACUUAUAAUGAUGUGUGUGUGUGUGUGUGUGUUUGGUUGCUUGUACUAGUGCAGACUGAUGCCGAUUUAUAG
Messenger RNA from Haliotis rufescens (red abalone), 3873 nucleotides. RefSeq lists its product as uncharacterized. Lineage: Eukaryota; Metazoa; Mollusca; Gastropoda; Lepetellida; Haliotidae. The transcript is spliced from 8 exons. Gene Ontology annotation, biological process: recombinational repair. Bases 125 to 2059 code for a protein of 644 amino acids. The record is from RefSeq and is a predicted model, not a curated record.